Messenger RNA from Lates calcarifer (barramundi perch), 4732 nucleotides. Its product is annotated as serine/threonine-protein kinase DCLK2. Gene Ontology annotation, biological process: intracellular signal transduction; protein phosphorylation. The record is from RefSeq and is a predicted model, not a curated record. The transcript is spliced from 16 exons. Lineage: Eukaryota; Metazoa; Chordata; Actinopteri; Centropomidae. Gene Ontology annotation, molecular function: ATP binding; protein kinase activity. Bases 1984 to 4173 code for a protein of 729 amino acids. Gene Ontology annotation, cellular component: microtubule cytoskeleton.
UAUUUAACUAUCGAACAUGACACCGUAAACCUUUUAAAACCUGUUUUGGUGACAACUGUCAGUAUGGUCACGCCAAUUAAGCAAAUAUGAAUAGUUGGACAUUUUGAGAGAUCUUCUUUACUGUCAUGAGAGAGUUAGAAGAAUUUUAUCGUCUGAGCUUUAAAACAUCAAAAACCAGAAAAAUACUAAUCACAGCUUCCUAAUGUGCAAAGUCUUACAACAGUUUUGUCUCUUUGUGGUCGUUUUGCAUCUUUUUGACUGUUUUAACAACAACAACAACAAACAACCAAAACCAACUGAGACUCUGGUCCAGGGGCCUCCUGAACCACUCGGGCCCCCAUUCAGUAACCCAUCUAUUUACGGUAUAAAAUGGGAGUGGCAGUGAGGACUGUAACUCCUCCUGUGAGCGAUAUUUCAUUACUAACCCUUCAUCUUCACAGUCAGUGAAGGUUUCAGUAGAAAUAACGCUGUUCUUCACGCUGUUUAAACGUGGCUGUGCUGUGUAAUGAUGGGCUUGAAUAUGUUGCCUGAUGCAACAGUCAAGACAAUAAAACUAAGUGAAUCUGAAUUUCAGAGAGAACCAGACAAAAGACUGAGCAGCGUGAGACGGUAGAGCGAGGUAGAUAAAGAGCUGGAGAGAGAGAGGGAGAGAGGGAGGGACGUUGUCAUCACGUACGGCUGAGGAGGGGAGGUGAGGGGAGGGGGUGUUCAGCCGGUCUCUCCUCCUCUCUGCUGCAGCGGCCAUGCUGCUGUCCGCCGUCUGUCUCGGUGCAUCCCGGUCCUCCGCCGGUGUAGCCUGCCCGCCGCCGCCGCUGCAUCCCCGCAUCCCGGGUUAGCGCACCGGCCUGGACCGGGGUCGGACUCAGUCGUAGCACGGACCCGCUCGACGAUCCACGGGAACAGACCGGAACACGGCACCGGUGGUGGGGGGAGAAGAGGAGAAAGCCUCCAUAGCAACAAACCGGUUUCACGGCAUUAUUGCGAUGGAGGGAUGUUAAGGACGCCAAGUGUGACCGGGACAAACCCCCCCCAAAUGAACCGGAUUACAAGGACGACACCCCAGCUGGUCCGCUAAGACUCAUCGUGCUUGUACCAGGUCUACAGGACAGUGUACUAGGUUUAAAGCCAGGACAGUGAGGUUACAGCUGGGUUACUGAGACUGCAAGAAGGUUACUGUGAGGACUCGAUCGGCCAAAUCACAGAGCAGAGGGUUGACCUUUGUCGGGAAAACUGUGGAACAGACUGGCUGAGCUUGAAAUGAGGUGCAGGGAAACCUCUGUCCAAUUGCAUACACUGGGACUCAAUUACUUUAAAUGAGGUUUAGUUCUACUAACAUGAUUAGUGUGCAUCUAGAUUGUAUAUUUCUGGUUUAGAACAUCUACUGAAUACCUGAAUUUUAGGUUUCUAUUAGUAGGGAAGGGACUGUUUUGAGUUCUGACAGUACCACUUUAGCUGUGUUCGUUGUUAAAAAUGAAGUCUGAGUAGCAUACUGCUGGAUUUAAACAGGAUUACCUGAUCUAGAGAUAAUCUGUCAUCUUUUUUUGGAAUUGUACCUGGAUUACAAAGAUUUAAGUCAAUUUAAUUGACUACAUCCAGGACAAGAAGCAGGUAACCAAAAAACAAAGUCAAGUUUCUGGGUCUACCCCAUCUUCUUACUGGUUCUUCAGUUGGGAUUGUGCCUGAAUUUUGACACUCCAGGAGUACGACAUCAAAAAGCCUAAUAGUUCUACAUCACUCUUUUGGGAUUACAAAAAUAUCCCGGUACUAGAAAAAAUACUUGUCACUGGUUCUACAAAGAAGUCGCCAAGCUUACAACCAAUUUUACUGGGACUACACAGCAAGUUCUUAAAACUAGAGUCAAGUUAUUCUCGCUGUGACAAGCAGUGAUUUCAACAAACCUGAUAAAAGUCACAUUUACCGCUGUUGGAAGAUGAAUCUUAUGUAGCAGGGACUCUGUUGGACACUACUGGACCAGUAUUCACCAUGUCUCUGAGUAAGACCCUUGAGCUGGAGCACUUUGACGAACGCGACAAGGUUCGCCGGGGACGCUCCACCCGGGCCAAGAGAGAUGACUCCACAAGCAGUGCUGGCGGUGGGGGGUCUGGGCCCAGCUCCAGGGGCAGCAGCCUGGUUCCCAGCCCUGCCCACAGCGCCAACUGCAGCUACUACCGGACCCGAACCCUGCAGGCGCUCACUUCAGAGAAACGAGCCAAAAAGGUCAGGUUCUACCGCAACGGAGACCGGUACUUCAAGGGUCUUGUGUACGCUGUUUCCAGUGAUCGGUUUCGUUCCUAUGAUGCACUGUUGAUGGAGCUGACGCGCUCGUUGGCGGAUAACCUCCAUCUGCCACAAGGGGUGCGCACGAUCUACACCAUAGAUGGCAGCAAGAAGAUCACAAGUAUGGACGAGCUGGUGGAGGGUGAGUGCUAUGUUUGCGCCUCCAACGAGCCUUACCGAAAGGUCGACUACACCAAGAUCUCCAUCCCAAGCUGGAAGCCCGGAGCAGGCGCCGGGACCGGCGCGGCGAGCUCGACCCGGUCCACCACGGUGUCCACCGGCGUGUCAGCGAGCACCGGCGCUACCUCCAAAGAUCGUCCCGAAGGUCGAGAGGGCAGGGAGAGCAAAGACUUCAUCAAGCCCAAGCUGGUGACGGUGAUCAGGAGCGGCGUGAAGCCUCGCAAGGCCGUGAGGAUCCUGCUGAACAAAAAGACAGCGCACUCCUUUGAACAAGUGCUGGCCGACAUCACAGAGGCCAUCAAGCUGGACUCUGGGGCUGUGAAGAGGCUGUACACACUGGAUGGAAAACAGUUGACUUGUCUGCAGGAUUUCUUCGGCGAUGACGAUGUGUUCAUGGCGUGCGGGCCGGAGAAGUUUCGCUACGCUCAGGACGACUUUGUGCUCACACACAGCAGCAAAACACCGGCUUUUGUUAAUGAGUGCAGAGCCAAAGCAUCUCGUUCUGCUGCCCCUCAGAAAACUACAACUCCCAAGACUCCCAGCGGCUCCGGGUUUUCCUCCUCUAAGACUCCACCCAAAGGCCCAUCCAGAACAAAGUCUCCUGGCCCAGCUACUGAGGGUUCAGGAUCACUGGCUGGGAGGUCAUCCAGGUCCAGCGCCUCCCCCACCAGCCCUGGGACUCGACGCAGCCUCAAGAUCUCUCCUCGUCGUGCCUCCUCCACUGAUGUUAACGGCGAGGCCGAGCAGCCAGAUGACGCCACUGUUGAAGUGAACGGUAAUCGAUCUGUUUCUUCCUCCAUCAUCAAUGAGAAGUACAAAGUUGGUAAAGUGAUCGGAGAUGGAAACUUUGCUGUGGUGAAGGAGUGUGUGGAGAGGGCGACAGGGCAGGAAUAUGCCCUGAAGAUCAUUGACAAAGCUCGCUGCUGUGGGAAGGAGCAUCUGAUAGAAAACGAGGUGGCAGUGCUGCGGAGGGUUCGACAUCCAAGCAUCAUCCAGUUAAUUGAGGUGGAUGAAACGCCCUCUCAGCUGUUCCUGGUUAUGGAGCUUGUCAAGGGCGGCGACCUGUUCGAUGCCAUCACCUCCUCCACAAAGUACAGCGAGCGUGACGCCAGUGCCAUGGUGUUCAACCUGGCUGGAGCCAUCAAAUACCUGCACCGAAUGAACAUCGUCCACCGAGACAUCAAACCAGAGAACCUGCUGGUGUGUGAGUAUCCAGAUGGCACAAAGUCCCUGAAGCUGGGUGAUUUUGGUUUGGCGACAGUAGUGGAGGGACCACUGUACACUGUUUGCGGAACGCCGACAUAUGUUGCCCCGGAGAUCAUUGCAGAGACCGGUUAUGGUCUUAAGGUGGAUAUCUGGGCAGCAGGAGUGAUCACCUAUAUUCUGCUAUGUGGAUUCCCUCCAUUUAGAAGUGAGAAUAAUGUCCAGGAGGAGUUGUUUGAUCAGAUCCUGAGAGGGAAGCUGGAAUUUCCAUCUCCAGACUGGGACACCAUCAGCCUGCCUGCAAAGAUGCUGAUAAGUCAGAUGCUGCAGGUGAACGUGGAUGCUCGUUUCACUGCCGAGGAGGUCUUAGCUCACCCCUGGGUGACGGAUGAACCUCCGAUUGACUCCAACACUGUGAGCAGCACUGAAGACCAGACCAGUGGAGAUACACUGGAACCAGAACAGGAAUCACCAAUACUGGAAACCAAACAAGUCCCCUCACCCCUGGUCUAAAAUACAUCCCUUCUCAUCACAGAGAAACUGAACAUAGCACUCUUUGUUUGACCAUCGGAAACCCAGAAUGUUUCCCCACUCCCUGAUGGCCUCCCUGUUUUUUUGUUUGUUUUUUUCAGUGAAAACUAAAUGAAUAAUGAAUUCCCUCACUGCCAGUCCAGCACACAUCCUGCUUUAUCUUUUGGACUCCAAAUGAUUUUGAAGUCCACCACCAUCCAGUCUGGGAUAGGACAUGUUUCACCUGCUGGAAACCAAAUGAGCUCCUUCAAAUCUGAUCUAGAACACAUCAUGUUUUCUCUACUGGACACCAAACAAGUGCCCUCACCACCAGUAAUGCUCCAUUUCAUCUUCUGGAAACUGAACAGAACAUAGCUCAUUUGACCUACUGAAAGCUUCCCCACCCCUGCCUCCCCUACUGAAAACCAAGUAAGUUCUGUUGCUUCUUCUGGAGACCAAACCAGUUCCUUCAGAUCCAAACAAGAUCUGCUACAGAAAACCAAACAAGUUCACUCACCUCUGGUCCAGAGUACAUCCAAUAUCUUUUUCUGAAAACCAAACA